UGAAAAACAAACCCCGCCAUUUUCAAUAUUCGAAAUUUUCCUGAAGUUGAAUAAACGGAAUAUGACAGCUGACAACAAUUCAACAGAUGCAAGUGACGGUGACGCAAUUAAAGUUUUUGUCAGAAUUCGUCCGCCAGACUCCUAUGACAAUGACCGUGGAUGUCAGCCAUGUGUGUCGGUGAAUGAUAAUAAGACAGCUGUCAUAGUUCAGAGUAAGCCUGACCCCAAAACAUUCACAUUUGACCAUGUCGCUGAUCAUGAAGACACUCAGGAGUCAGUUUUUACUAUCAUGGGGAAGAAAAUCAUCGAGAGCUGUGUCAAAGGAUACAAUGGAACGAUAUUUGCCUAUGGCCAGACUGGAAGUGGGAAAACAUACAGUAUGAUAGGGCCAUCUGAUGAUGUAGAAAAUUUCCAGCAUGAUUUAAGAGGAGUCACUCCAAGAAGCUUUGAGUAUCUGUUUAACUUAAUCAGUGAGCAGCAGGAAAAGGGUUCAGAGUUCCUCCUGAAGUGUUCCUUCCUGGAGAUUUACAAUGAGCAGAUCUAUGACCUGAUGGAACCCUCCACGAUGACCCUCCACCUGAGGGAGAACAUGAAGAAGGGGGUCUUUGUGGACAGACUCACUGAAAUCUCUGUCACCUCAGCGCUGGGGGCUUAUGAGGUUUUGACAUCUGGUUGGAUCAACAGAAGAGUAGCGUCGACUUCAAUGAAUCGAGAAAGCUCCAGAAGUCAUGCUGUAUUCACCAUACAGAUUGAGUCUAAGCAACCACAGGGGAAAGGGGUGAAGAAUAUGAAAGAAUCACAGCUUAAUUUAGUGGAUUUGGCUGGAAGUGAAAGGCAGAAAGAUACUAAUGCAGUGGGACAGAGACUAAAGGAGGCAGGAAGUAUAAACAAAAGCUUGUCCAUUCUGGGUAACGUCAUAAUGUCGCUGGUAGACAUCGCCCAUGGUAAAUCUCGACACAUUCCAUACCGAGACUCACGACUCACCUUCCUCCUCAGGGAUUCUCUUGGGGGUAAUGCUAAAACACAUAUCAUUGCAUGUAUCCAUCCUGGCUCCAAAUCCUUUGGAGAAACACUAUCAACUCUACAUUUUGCUCGCCGAGCAAAAUUGAUAAAAAAUAAGGCUGUUGUGAAUGAAGACACACAAGGAAAUGUCCUGUCCCUACAACAAGAAAUAAAACGACUGAAGGACCAGCUGUCGGCCUUCAUGAGUGGAAACCUCACAGCCCAGCCAGGUCUCACAGGUAUCACAGCAACAUCCUCAUCAACUAACUGCUCUGUACCAGAUUCCGAUUGGAAGGAGAGAUUUGUGCGGUGUAUGCUGUUUAAGGAGAGGGCCGAUCAGAAAAAUCAAAUUUUACAAGAGAAAAUAGAGCAACUUCAGGACAUUUGCAACAAGAAAGACAAGUGUUUGCAGAGCAACAAGAUGAUCGUCAAGUUCAGGGACAACAACAUUGGCCGCCUGGAGAAGAUCGUCAAGGAGAAACAGGAAGUCGAGCCAGCGUUACAGGAAACUAUUGCAGACUUAAGAUCAGAAAUAGAGACACUAAAAUACCAGAUGGACCACAAUCCCCAGUUAACAAAGUAUGCAGCAGAUAUCCAACACUUGAAGAAUGAACUCAAAUUGGUGCGAUCCCAGGGUGUGGAAUCACUACAGGUGGACAACAGGAAGAUGGAUGAGCUGGAGAGGAUGUACAGGGAACUCCUAGAGGAACAAAAAGGAGAAGAAAAGCCCAUCUCCCAGACCCCAAAGCUCACUCCAUCAGCAGCUGAUAAUAUGUCCAAAGCUACUAUUGAAAAAUACAAGUCACAGGUGGAGAAACUCACAGAGGAAAAUGAGGAGAUGAAAGAAAAAAUGAAACAAGCUCAGGAUGAAUGGGAAAAGAGAGAAAUGGAGCAGCAGUCCGAGUUAGCGUCCGUCCGGAAGGCUCAUGCUGAUCUCAAAUUUGUACUCGAGUCUUAUCAGAUUCGGACUCAAGUGGAGCAUGAUGUUAUGAAAGAGAGACAUUUACAGGUCGUAAAGACAAUUACAACACCUAAGAAAGUGGUGAAGAAGUUAAGGAACAGAGAGAUCUGUGCCCCCUGUUCCACCAACAGCACCCCCUCACUGAAUGACACCAUUCCAUUUGAGGAGAAUGAGGGCAUCUUUGAGCAGUGUGAACCAGAGACCAUGACCGAGGAGCAUCACGCUACACUGAUCGAGGAGAUCAAACAGCUGCAGGAACAGAAUGGAGCUCUGAACCAGCGAGUGAUGGACAUGGAGACAGAGACGUUACAACUCCAGCAGCACAUCUCUAAAGUCGACCACCAGAACGCCAAGCUCACCGAGAUUCUUGAAAGAGAGAGGGCUUUGCUAAGUGAAACUACAGAAAAAUUGAAUAAACUCUCUAAAAGUCUAAAUCAAGAAAUGGAUGAGGAGAAAAUUAAAUCACAAGCUUUUGAAAGUGAAAACAGGGAUCUAAAAUUGAUCCUUAAACAAACUGAAAAAGAACUGGAGGAUUACAAAACGAAAUACAAGUCUCAGGAAACUAUUGUUCAAAGCCAAGUUGGAGAGUUUGAGGACAAGCUUGGUGCUUUAGGACUGGAAUUUGAAAAAAUACAGAGAAUAAAUGAAGAGAUCAUUGAAGACAAACAAAACCUGCAGGAAACUUUGGCCACAGUUCAGGAGACGCUGGAUUACAGGGAAUGUCAGGUCCAGGAGCUGGAGGAAGCCAUUGCUGACCUCCAGAAACAGAAGCAAGACCUCCAGAUCCAGAUACAGGAAAACCUGAACCAAUCGGAUAUGAAUUUGAAAGACAAAAACAAACUGUAUAAUGAGCUAGAAUCGACUAAACACGAGCUGGUCACAGUAAAAGUCAUGCUGGAACAGAAAGACGAAACCCUUAAAACGUCCACCAGUGAAAUUCAACAUCUAGAAAGGAUUGCUGCUGAAAACCAGGAGUUUUUAUCAACACUGAUGAAAAAGAUUGAAGACAAAAACAUGGAAGUGGGGAAUAUGAAGGAUACCCUGGACAGUCAGGUCCGGAAAGGAGAGGAGCUCCAGGCUUUCCUGAGUGAGAAGGAGGAUAGGAUCUGUGUCCUUGAAUCCCGGAACAAUGAGCUGGUGCUGGAGGGCGAGAGCAAGGCGGAAAAGAUUUCAUCAUUGCAAGAAGAGUUGGACCAAGCUCAAGAGAAUCUUCACAACUUUGUGUCGGAACAUGAGAAGAUUGAAAAGGAAUUGGUUGCAGUGAAAAAAUUAUUGGAGAUCAAGGAUGAAGAGUUGGUGGCUCUUCGUAAGGAGAACUCAGGCCUUUUCCUUCAGUUGGAUUCCAGUAAAAUGGAAGAUUUUAAAGAACAGAUCAAUCUCUUAAAAAAUUCGGAAUUGUCUCUCCAGAGAGUGUCAGAAGAAAUAGACAAACUAAUGCAUGAUAGUCCAAUGUCUCACAGGAAGGCAUACAGAGAAAAGAGACAACUAGAUGAAGACAGGGAAAACCGAUCUCCAUGCAAAAAGUUCUUGUCUCCAGUCCUCCGAUUAGCUGACAGUGAACGGAAAAAUAUGCGACUCUCUUCCUCAGAUUCUCUAAACAGUCUAGAAAACCAAGUCCUCUCCCUGAAAAAAUCUGCACUGUCUGAGAUCAGUAGUAAUAGAACUGUUAGGCCAUCAGAAGAUUUCACUGACGAUAGUCAAAUGGACUUGGACCAAGCAUUUGUCAAAGCGGACAGUAUGCAGGCAUAUGUCUCAAAACCCAAGCAAGAAAAUAUGAAUGAUGUGUGAUGUAUAUCUGGUAACUCGACUGAAAGGGUGAAAGGGAAAUUGUGAAACUAUCUUUAUACUCAAUUAGUUUGAAAUUGUUUAAAUGUAUUUUAGUGAUGGAAAUUCUUCCAUUUAAAAACUGAUUUUACAGAAUUUUACUCAAAAGACUUCUUAUUAAACAGAAACGUUGUUAUGGUAAAGAGCCAGACCAAGUGAAAGUAGGUUAGACAUUGUCUGUAAUGGCUGGGGGUGAUAUAGAAGUACAUAUAUAUUUAAUCAAAAUACAUAUAUUAUACAUGUAUGAAUAAAUAUGUAAAACCAUA
Molecule: messenger RNA, 4053 nt
Organism: Magallana angulata
Lineage: Eukaryota; Metazoa; Mollusca; Bivalvia; Ostreida; Ostreidae
Product: kinesin-like protein KIF15
Exons: 31
Coding region: 62-3751 (1229 amino acids)
Biological process (GO): microtubule-based movement
Molecular function (GO): ATP binding; microtubule binding; microtubule motor activity
Source: RefSeq, a predicted model, not a curated record